GAGGGCCAGUGGUGGGCUGCCAGGCCCCAAACCGUCCCAGACUGGCGCUCUCCCGCCAGCGGGGAGCCCGGGCUGGCUACACCCCCGGAAGACUCUGCUCCGAGCCGCCUGGCCUAGGGUCGAGGGGCGCGAGGGCUCCGCGCCAGGCUCCUUGGAGCCCCGGUUUCCACAGCUGAGAAGGGCCAUCUCCCCCCCCACACACACACACACACUCCCUAAUUCCCGCUUUCCCGACGCUCCAAGGCUCCCGACUGCCCGUGCUCCUUCAGGGGCUCAGGGGCAGGGACUCGGCCAGGCUGGCCCAGUCUCACGUGGCUAAGGGACCCAGGCAUCCUGAUCCCCCAGUGCCCGCCUCCCUAAGGACCCAGGUAUCCUGAUCCCCCAGUGCCCGCCUCCCUAAGGACCCAGCAGGACCCGAAGGGCCCCGCCCCCCAGGCUCCCGGGGUCUCCCGGCCCCACCUACAGCCUCUCCUCUCCCGGGGCGCCUGGACUGGGGCCACCAUGAGCAGCCCCGCAGGGCCCGCUGCAGCCCCCAAGCCCAGCGCCAAGUCCAUCUAUGAGCAAAGGAAGAGGUACUCCACAGUGGUCAUGGCAGACGUGUCCCAGUACGCCGUCAACCACCUGGUGACCUUCUGCUUGGGGGAGGAGGACGGGGUCCACACCGUGGAGGACGCCUCCAGGAAGCUCUCGGCCAUGGACGCCCAGGGGCGCAUCUGGGCCCAGGAGAUGCUGCUGCAGGUGUCCGCCGGCCACGUGAAGCUGCUGGACGUGGACUCCAAGGAGGAGCUGGAGUCCUACGCCCUGCCCUCCAUCCUUCGCUGCGAGACCGUGCUCCCCCCGGGCCAGACCCACUCGCUGCUCCUCCUGGUGUGCCAGGAGCCCGAGCGGCCCCAGCCCGACGUCCACUACUUCCAGGGCCUCCGGGUCGGGGCGGAGCUGAUCCGAGAGGACAUCCACGGGGCCUUGCAGGCCCAGCGCUCGGGCAGCGGGGAUCGGCGGGCAGCCGCCCUGAGGGCCACCCAGGAGGAGCUGAGCCGCACGCCCAGCCCCGGGCCCGGGGACGCCCCCUUCCAACGCCGGCCUUCCACUCGCGUGGCCAUAGCCCCCCGGGAGCGCCCAGCGGGACCGCGGGCCGGAGAGGAGGCAGCCGUCGCCGAGGAGCAAGAAGGUACCCAGAGGCCGGCCCUGGAACUGGCCAGUCUGGAGGCGGAGCGCAACGUGGACAUCCUGAACCACAUCCUGGAUGAUGUCGAGAGCUUCGUGGCCAAGCUGCAGAAGUCGGCCGAGGCCUCCCGCGUCCUGGAGCACCGGGAGCGCGGCCGGCGGGCCCGGCGGAGGGCCGCGGGAGAGGGGCUCCUGACCCUUCGGGCCAAGCCCCCCACGGAGGAGGAGUACAUAGACAUCCUGCGCAAGAUCAAGUACUCCUUCAGCCUGCUGGCCCGCCUCCGAGCCAACAUCACGGACCCCUCCGCCCCCGAGCUGCUCCACUUCCUGCUGGGCCCGCUGCAGAUGGUGGUGGACACGUCCGGGGGCCCCGGCCUGGCCCAGGCCGUGCAGCAGCCCCGUCUGACGGCCGAGGCCGUGGCGCUGCUGAAAGAGAGUCUGACCCCCCGAGAGGCGGAGCUCUGGACUUCCCUGGGAGACUCGUGGACCAAAGCCCGGCUUGAGCUCCCCCCUGAGGACGGCGCCCCCUACACCCCGGCCUUCUACAGCGGCUGGGAGCCCGCCCCCCACACCCCCGGGGGCCAGCCCUGGGAGGAUCCCGUGGAGGGGCAGCACCGCCAUGAGAGGCGCCGCUGGCAGCAAUCGGCCCCGCAGAUCGAGGUCAAUGGUCACACAGAGCCAGACUCCGAGCCGGAGCCCGAGUCCCAGCCCGAGCCCGAGGCGAGGGUCCCGGGGAAGUGGGUUCUCUGUAACUACGACUUCGAGGCCCGGAACGGCAGUGAGCUCUCUGUCCAUCGAGGGGACCUGCUGGAGGUCCUGGACGAUGCCCGGAAAUGGUGGAAGGUUCGGGACCUUCAGGGACAGCAGGGUUACGUCCCCUACAACAUUCUCACCCCUCACCCCGGGCCCCCGAGCCGAAAAGCCAGCCCUGCCAGGGCCCUGGAACAGAGGACCCCGCCCCCGCCCCCAGCCCCAGCCCCUCCCAGGCCCCGCUGGGGCAGCACAGACAGCCUGGACUUGGACGCUGGGGAGAAGGAAAAGUUCGCCCACAUGUUGAGCGUCAACGAGGAGCUGCAGGCUCGGCUGGCGCAGGGGCCCCGGAAUUCCAGCCGCGCCCCUAGCGCCGUCCGCCUGGCCCCGGAGCCUCCGCUCAGCCCCAGCUCCCCGGCCCCCCAGGUCCGAGCCUGGCUGCAGGCCAAGGGCUUCGGCCCCGGGACCGUGAGUGCUCUGGGGGUCCUAACGGGCGCCCAGCUCUUCUCUCUCAAGAAGGACGAGCUGCAGGCAGUGAGCCCAGAGGAGGGGGCCCGGGUCUACAGCCAAGUCACCGUGCACCGAGCAAUGCUGGAGGACUCGGAGAAGCUGUCGGAGCUCCAGGCAGUGAUGGAGAAGCAGAAGCGGAAGGUGGAGGGGGACACGGGCGGGGACGCGCCAUGACCCUCGCACCCCGAUUGCCCCUCCUCCUCCAGAAGCAGACCGAGCACCCCUCGAGACAAACGGGUCCUCGCUCUUCUCCUCUCUCUCCUCGCCCGCCGGCCCCGCCCAACACGCUCCUGAUUGGCUAUCGGUGGGAGGGGCGGGGUCACGGGCCCGUGAAUAGGGAAUAAAGUGUGUUGUGUCUUCUGCA
This is a messenger RNA of Antechinus flavipes (yellow-footed antechinus), 2788 nucleotides long. RefSeq names its product EPS8 like 1 (gene EPS8L1). The record is from RefSeq and is a predicted model, not a curated record. Gene Ontology annotation, biological process: positive regulation of ruffle assembly; regulation of Rho protein signal transduction; Rho protein signal transduction. Gene Ontology annotation, molecular function: actin binding. Gene Ontology annotation, cellular component: vesicle; plasma membrane; ruffle membrane. Lineage: Eukaryota; Metazoa; Chordata; Mammalia; Dasyuromorphia; Dasyuridae. The transcript is spliced from 22 exons. The coding region runs from base 502 to 2598 and encodes 698 amino acids.